UCCUUAUAAUUCUUUUGGCCUUUAAUGGCUUUCUCUUCUUUUCUUUUCUUUAACUCCCGUCUUCUUUCUAGUUUUACGCGAUUCCCUUGUUCUUCGCGGGCCAAAGCGCACCUAGAAUCAAAGGCACAAGGAUAGCUCACCCUCGAUUUCAGCAUCCCCUCCAAACGCGCUAUAAAUACCACUGCACAUACGCACCUUGCUGCAUCACCAUUUCACCUCACAACACUUCUCAUCUUGGAGCUCAGCAGCACAGCAUCCAAGCUUUUUCUUCGGCAAGAUGAACAGGAAGCCAGGCGACUGGGACUGCAGGUCGUGCCAGCACCUCAACUUCAGUCGCCGGGACCUAUGCCAGCGCUGCGGCGAGCCACGCAGUGCCGCUGACCGUGGCAGCGUCGGUGGCGCUCUUGGUGGUGACUACGCCAACUUUGGCGGCCGUGGCGGGGGUGGUUCCUCCUUUGGUACCGGCUUUGGUGCCGGCUCUGACGUCCGCCCGGGCGACUGGUACUGCACCUGCGGGGCGCACAACUUCGCCAGCCGCUCCAGCUGCUUCAAGUGUGCUGCCUUCAAGGAGGAAGCUGCCGUCAAUGGUGGCGCUGGUGGCUUUGAUGGUGACAUGUCACGCUCAAGGGGCUUCGGCUUCGGCGCUGUCGGUGGCAUGGGUGGCGGCAUGGGAGCCGGCGCGGCCGGUGGUCGUGCCAGCCGCCCUGGCUGGAAGUCUGGCGACUGGAUUUGCACCAGGUCUGGAUGCAACGAGCACAACUUCGCCAGCAGGCAGGAGUGCUUCAGGUGCAACGCACCGAGGGACUCCGGUAGCGCCACGCCAUACGAAAAUUUCUUGCACUGAGGUGUAGGAAGGCCAUGACGGCGGCGAUGAGCAGAAGCAGCAAAGGGUGUCCGUGUCCCGCAGUCGACAUCAUCAUCAUAAGAAGAAGAAGAAGAAAGUAGAAUGCAAAGAAAUCCUCCUCGAGUGCAUGCUUACUAGUUUUGUCUCUUCCCGUUUUAGAUUUGGUUGUCAUUUCCCAUUUGGGACCGUCCGUCUGUCCGUCUGAUCGAUGAUGACUAGCUAUGUUUACCGUUUUAUUAUUUCCGUUCCUUUCAUCAAGUUUGCAGUUCGAGUUAUGUAACCCAAAGACGUAUGCUUUGCUUCAGAAGUAUUAUUGACUAGUAGUACUAUUGCGUCUUAAA
Molecule: messenger RNA, 1185 nt
Organism: Aegilops tauschii subsp. strangulata
Lineage: Eukaryota; Viridiplantae; Streptophyta; Magnoliopsida; Poales; Poaceae
Product: RNA-binding protein involved in heterochromatin assembly dri1
Cellular component (GO): cytoplasm
Molecular function (GO): mRNA binding
Source: RefSeq, a predicted model, not a curated record